AUGGCGCGGCGGACACCGAGGGACCUCGACUAUCUAAGCACGUCGGAGCUAGCGAGUGAGAUGCAAUUAUCACGACUGUUGUGUUUCUAUAACGAGACACUAAAUAAGUGUCGGGACUCGUUGCAUCUGACAGUACCCUCCAGAGAUCUAUCAUCAUUAGUUAAAAGCCGUUUGAUGGUUUGUUCUCGUGGCGGUGGUGAUGAUGAUGGUGGUAGUAGUGUUGGAAGUGGCGAUAGUGAUGAUGCUGGUGGUAGUGGUGUUGGUGGUGAUGGUGUUGGAAGUGGCGAUAGUGAUAAUGAUGGUGGUAGUGGUGUUGGAAGUGGCGAUAGUGAUAAUGAUGGUGGUAGUGGUGAUGGAAGUGGCGGCGGUGAUGAUGAUGGUGGUAGUGGUGUUGGAAGUGGCGAUAGUGAUGAUGAUGGUGGUAGUGGUGUUGGAAGUGGCGAUAGUGAUGAUGAUGGCGGUAGUGGUGUUGGAAGUGGCGAUAGUGAUGAUGAUGGUGGUAGUGGUGUUGGAAGUGGCAAUAGUGAUGAUGAUGGUGGUAGUGGUGUUGGAAGUGGCGAUAGUGAUGAUGAUGGUGGUAAUGGUGUUGGAAGUGGCGAUAGUGAUGAUGAUGGUGGUAGUGGUGUUGGAAGUGGCGAUAGUGAUGAUGAUGGUGGUAGUGGUGUUGGUGGUGAUGGUGUUGGAAGUGGCGAUAGUGAUAAUGAUGGUGGUAAUGGUGAUGGAAGUGGCGAUAGUGAUGAUGAUGGUGGUAGUGGUGUUGGUGGUGAUGGUGUUGGAAGUGGCGAUAGUGAUAAUGAUGGUGGUAAUGGUGUUGGAAGUGGCGAUAGUGAUGAUGAUGGUGGUAGUGGUGUUGGAAGUGGCGAUAGUGAUGAUGAUGGUGGUAGUGGUGUUGGAAGUGGCGAUAGUGAUGAUGAUGGUGGUAGUGGUGUUGGAAGUGGCGAUAGUGAUGAUGAUGGUGGUAGUGGUGUUGGUGGUGAUGGUGUUGGAAGUGGCGAUAGUGAUAAUGAUGGUGGUGAUGGUGAUGGAAGUGGCGGCGGUGAUGAUGAUGGUGGUAGUGAUGUUGGAAGUGGCGAUAGUGAUGAUGAUGGUGGUAGUGGUGUUGGAAGUGGCGAUAGUGAUAAUGAUGGUGGUGAUGGUGAUGGAAGUGGCGGCGGUGAUGAUGAUGGUGGUAGUGGUGUUGGAAGUGGCGAUAGUGAUGAUGAUGGUGGUAGUGGUGUUGGAAGUGGCGAUAGUGAUGAUGAUGGUGGUAGUGGUGUUGGUGGUGAUGGUGUUGGAAGUGGCGAUAGUGAUAAUGAUGGUGGUGAUGGUGAUGGAAGUGGCGGCGGUGAUGAUGAUGGUGGUAGUGGUGUUGGAAGUGGCGAUAGUGAUAAUGAUGGUGGUGAUGGUGAUGGAAGUGGCGGCGGUGAUGAUGAUGGUGGUAGUGGUGUUGGAAGUGGCGAUAGUGAUGAUGAUGGUGGUAGUGGUGUUGGAAGUGGCGAUAGUGAUGAUGAUGGUUGUAGUGGUGUUGGAAGUGGCGAUAGUGAUGCUGAUAGUGGUAGUGGUGUUGGAAGUGGCGAUAGUGAUGAUGAUGGUGGUAGUGGUGUUGGAAGUGGCGAUAGUGAUGAUGAUGGUGGUAGUGGUGUUGGAAGUGGCGAUAGUGAUGAUGAUGGUUGUAGUGAUGUUGGAAGUGGCGAUAGUGAUAAUGAUGGUGGUAGUGGUGUUGGAAGUGGCGAUAGUGAUAAUGAUGGUGGUGAUGGUGAUGGAAGUGGCGGCGGUGAUGAUGAUGGUGGUAGUGGUGUUGGAAGUGGCGAUAGUGAUGAUGAUGGUGAUAAUACGGAAGGUAUUUUCCCGAUCGUUCUGAUAGCUUCUCCACUUAUCAUCAGCACUGCCGACUACAUUCUUUGUAUUUACCCGACGCCGCAUGGUCAGGUCAGAAAUCAUCUAAAGGAAGAAUUAACAGCUUCCAUGAACACUGCGCAGUACUGGGGUGAGUUCAGCCAGCCGUUUGUCGCUAACGCUCGCUAA
This is a messenger RNA of Gigantopelta aegis, 2004 nucleotides long. Its product is annotated as glycine-rich cell wall structural protein 1.8-like. The record is from RefSeq and is a predicted model, not a curated record. The transcript has 4 exons. Bases 1 to 2004 code for a protein of 667 amino acids. Lineage: Eukaryota; Metazoa; Mollusca; Gastropoda; Neomphalida; Peltospiridae.